Messenger RNA from Xiphias gladius (swordfish), 3101 nucleotides. RefSeq names its product probable E3 ubiquitin-protein ligase HERC6. Gene Ontology annotation, molecular function: ubiquitin-protein transferase activity. The transcript is spliced from 23 exons. Lineage: Eukaryota; Metazoa; Chordata; Actinopteri; Istiophoriformes; Xiphiidae. The record is from RefSeq and is a predicted model, not a curated record. The coding region runs from base 10 to 3078 and encodes 1022 amino acids.
AGGUGAGACAUGGUGCGGCUGUACUGUUGGGGGGACAGCUCCAGUGGACAGUUCGGUCCGCAGGGAGCCCUCGGCCCGGUGCCCUGGACUGUCCCCGGGGCUGUAACCCAAAUCUGCUGCGGGGACCGGCACACUUUAUUCCUAACCGGAGACGGGGAUGUGUUCUCGUGUGGCUCCAACUCGCAGGGACAACUUGGACGAAAGAAAUCUAAAGGUGAAAAGAGACCAGGUCGUGUGCAGGGGCUGGGUGAUGUCGUGACGAUGGCUUGUGGUCGGGACCACUGUCUGGCUGUGUGUGCAUCUGGAGACGUGUUCUCCUGGGGGGCCGCAGAGAAUGGACAACGGGGGGGGUUACUGAAUCCGCGGUGCAACAAUCUCGGACCAAGGUGCAGUCGGGUGCCCAUACAACUGCCAGUACCAGUGAUUCAGGUUGCCUGUGGAGACGGCCACUCACUGGCACUGACGAAAGGAGGAGAUGUCUUCUCAUGGGGUUUGAACAGUCAUGGUCAGCUGGGUCUGGGGAAGGAGGUGUCCCAACAGGACACGCCUGUCCUGGUGUGCGCUCUGUCCGGCGUAGCAGUGACCCAGAUUGCAGCCGGAGCGACCCAUACUCUGUUCCUCACACUGUCAGGCCUGGUGUACUGCUGCGGGGCCAAUAAAUCUGGCCAGCUGGGGCUCAACAGAGUGGAUGAGAGGGGCAGGUUUAACAUCUGUAUGGUCCCUGCCCUCAGAACUCUGGGUGUCUCCUUCAUAAGCUGUGGAGAGGCCCACUCUGCUGUGUUAACAAAGAGCGGUAAGGUUUUCACUUUUGGAGACGGAAGCCACGGUCAGCUCGGUCACAACUCCUCUGCUACUGAAGUGGCACCCAGACUGGUCGACGGUCUGGAUGGACCCGCCUCACAGAUUGCAUGUGGCCGGUGUCACACUCUGGUCUUGGGCUCCUCUGGACAGCUGUGGGCUUUUGGUAAUGGGGUCAAAGGUCAAAUUGGGACUGGACGACCAGAGGGCAGUCUAACUCCCGCUCUAGUUCAAUUUCCAUGGAUCGCUGACAGCGCAAAAGCCAUACCCAAUGACUUGAAAAUAUCUGCUGGGUGGAAUACAAACUUUGCUUUCUCUUCACCUGCACAGAACUUGGCUCAUGGUCAGAUAACUGGGCGGCUCGAUGAGACAAAACUGCAAAGAUGGCUGUCAAUGAAAUGUGAGAAUGCAGAGGCAAAGAGAGAAAUAUCUUCAAUGUUUUUGACAAGUUCAAGUCUUGUUGCAAGUUUCACAAAAGCCAACGGGUCUUCAUCAGAAGCAGGUGCCCUAACUGUGGACCUUGAGGCUGCUAGCCAAGCUUUUGACCAGAUGCUGGCAUCACCAUGGAUCAAACAAUCAGUAAACAUAAAAAUCCUGAUGGACUUGCUUUAUGAUUCGAUGACUGUCCUAAAAUCUCCGGAGAUCCUGCUGAUUCUGCUGACGUGCCCCCUUCUCCAAGAGGACUCCAACGUCAUGAACGGGGUGUUGCCUCUGGCGGUCAUUAUUGGAAAUCUGAACAAUAAGCCCCUGGCAUCACUAAGAGACUGGUGGUUUUCCCUGAAACCCUCCAUACUGCUGAAACACAUCAUGGUCUUCAAAAAUGCCCUGGCCUUCAUGCUAAGAAAUGGCCUCUUGGUAACUCACAACCGAGGAGUCAAAUACCUGCUGGAAGUCCUCAAAAUACUUUACAAAGCAAACAAAGCCGGAAAGUCCUACAAAGUCCCACUGAGCACAUUUUACGUCGAGGAAAUCGGUGAAACUGUGAAUCCAGCCCAGGACAUCAACCUUUGGAGUCAAUUUUCUAAAGUGGAGGAUGACGAUAACACACCUGCCAUCUUCUGCCGUUACCCAUUUCUGUUCACUCUGGUUUGCAAGGCGGCGUUCUUUAACAUCUUUGCACUUAUAAUGAAGGAAACACAGUAUGUCAUUCAUAAUUUGGCUUUGAGGUGGCCUGAUGAAUCGUUGGUAGAUCCCCCGAACUCUGCCCCGGCCCCGGUCCUCCAGCUAACCCUGAGACCGACUCACCUCGUCGAGGACACCUUCAGACAGCUCAGUGCAGCCGACCACUGCGCCUUCCAAAGGGAGCUUUGGGUGCAGUUUGUGGAUGAAAGAAAGGUGAUGGAUGUCAACAAAAGAGACUUCUUCCUCUAUGUGUUUGAUGAGCUCAUAGCUCCCGAGUCAGAAAUGUUCAUGUACAACGAGAGCAAGACUCUGGCCUGGUUCCCUCCCAGGCCAAAAGUGGAGGAGAAGAGUUACUUCCUGUUUGGCGUACUGUGUGGCCUGGCUCUUUACAACCACAACAUUGUCCACCUGCCCUUCCCAAUGGUUCUCUUCAAGAAGCUGGUCGGGGUCAAACCCUCAGUGGAUGACAUGAAGGAGUUUGACCCUGUAAUGGGAGAGUCUUGGCGAUGCAUGUUGGAGGACUACACUCCUGAUGUAGUCAAAGAAAUAGACACUACUUUCACUGUGACUUGGGGCGGUGAGGAAGUUGAGCUUGAUCCAGGAGAAGCUGGAAAACUUGUCACAGGGUCAAACAGGAAAGAGUACGUAGCUGCUUUUGUCAACUACGCCUUCAACCAAUCAGUGGAGCGUGUGUUUGAGGUGUUCAAGAGAGGGUUUUUCAAAGUGUGUAACAUGGACGUGGUGGACUUCUUCCAGCCGGAGGAGUUGCAAGCAGUGAUGGUGGGCCAAGAAAACUACGACUGGGAGGUGUUCAAGGAGAAUACCGUUUAUGAAGGAGAAUACCAUGCCGGGCACCCAAACAUCAUUACCUUCUGGGAGGUGUUUGAGAAACUGACAGCAGAGGAAAAGAAAAAAUUCCUUUUGUUCCUCACAGGCUGUGACCGUGUACCCUUCCUGGGGAUGAAGAGCGUCAGGAUGACAGUUGCUGUCUUGCCUGAUGCCUCUGAGCUCCAUUUGCCACAAUCCCUCACCUGUCACUGUCUGCUAUUACUGCCCAUCUACCAGAGAUACCCAGUCGAGAGGUUAAUGGAGACCAGGCUUCAUCAGGCUAUUAAUCACAACAGAGGCUUCUGCAAGAAAGAGGACACGAGAGGCUAAAGUAACUAAGGCUUCUUCAAAAC